Messenger RNA from Peronospora matthiolae, 1677 nucleotides. The record is from the annotation of a GenBank genome assembly. NCBI's taxonomy places the organism in Eukaryota, Oomycota, Peronosporomycetes, Peronosporales, Peronosporaceae.
AUGUCGGACAAGACGACGCCUAAUCCGGAACUCAGUAAGUGCAGUCCAGCUUUGCUGCUUCACCUGGUGCAGCUGAAACGACACGAGCCAAGUCUUUUGCGUCCCGUGGCGCUUGAAUCGUCGCACGCUCCUGAAACUCAGGUCGAGUACAGCACUGUAACUGUUUGGCAGUCGUGCACCUGCGAAUUUCAGGAGCUCGCUCGCUGGCAAACGAGCUCCGAGUCAAAUCAUCACUCUCCUCACGCCACACUCGAGCUUCGGCCGUCGAACGAUCACGUCUCGAUGGUCGCCGCUAUGCGUCGUCAAACCUUCUGUGGCAAGUCGCACCUGCACCACGUCAAGAGCCAGCGAUCAAGUCUCUCCAAGCUGGACGACGAGGACCAACCCGAGGUGUUACUCUCUAGCUCCCGAGCUGCACGUACCAUCCGGACGCGCCACGAGAGUGCCAUCUUUACGGACCAACAGUGCUCCUCGACUUUCCAGACGCACCGUCACCGGAAUCGCCUUCAACCGACGGCUUCCUUCUCCUCCUCCUCAACAUCGUCUUCCUCCUUACCGUUCGGACCCUCGACAGCGUCAUUGCAUCGAAAACCGCACGAAGCUGAAGACCUUGUUACGGGAGCUCUAGUUCACGCUCAAGCAGCUACAGUAGACGUGUUCCUCAUGAGCGCGUCGGCUCCUGCUGCAAUAGGCUGCACUACCGUACCAUUGGACGUCGUCUUUGACACGACGAGGGAGUGCGAGUGCCAGAUCUGCUUCGACAAGCUGGACACGCUCCAGGCUCAUGUCUGCACUUCUUGCUGCGGAUCGUUCUGUGCCAGUUGCACGCGCUGGUACGUUGAGUACAAGGUACAGGAAGGCGAAGUCUCGGAAAAGAAGAUGGUGUGUCCAGCGCCGCAAUGCACGCGUCCAUUGGCCCAGGAGCUCAUUCAAGCUGCAGUGUCACCUGAAACAUUUGCCAAGUACGAGACGUUCCUUGCAAACCAGCGAGUUGGCAUCCGCUUUUGUCCCCGUGCUGGUUGUUGCGCUGUCUUGGAAGAACCGCUCAACUCAUCAACGCGUCGAAUCAAGUGCCAGGCCUGCAAGCACGAGUCGUGUAUGCGUUGCGGUGGCGAUUUUCACAAGCUCCCGACCUGUCGUCGCGUGGACAAGCGGUUUGGCCACUGGAAAAAGCGCCACAACGUGCGCGGAUGUCCUGGUUGCAAGGCUGCGAUUGAAAAGCAAGGCGGCUGCUCGCACAUGAAAUGCUUCCAGUGCGACCAAGAGUUCUGCUGGUCUUGUCUUCGUCCAUGGACCAACCACGACGAGACGCUGUGUGUACCGCUGCGUUUUCUGCGCUCCGAGAGUCCCAAGUUUGGAUGCUGGACACCCAUGCGGGUCGUCACAAAGACAGCGAUUCUAGGUGUCGCUGCGGUCGCGGCAGUUGCUGGUGCAGGACUUGCUGUCGUGGUGCUACCUCCUGUGCUAGGGUAUCAGUACGCAAAGGACUCGUAUCGACGUCACAAGUACGUCAGGUCAUCGUACCUUCGAGCAGUCGAGCAGGAUGCAGAUAUCUCCACGAAUUGGCGAGGACCGGCUAAUCAAACAGACGUAGAGCAACGUCCAGCAUGUAUGGGUCCACAAGAGCGUCUCGAAGUUGCUGCUGUCUGUAUAGCCCUGCAAGAGGAGCAGUUUUAG